GUUCACUGAAGCUUAAUGAGAACUUUAGAUGACCGUGGAGCGCAGACAAAGUCUUUCAGGUAUUGUGGAGGUGCCAGACGCGGGAUUAAAAGCACUCGUUGUAUUCCCUAUUGAUGACGACAAACAUACCAUUUGGGAUUUUAUACGAAUUUCUGCUGCGCUACCUGAAAACACAGCAUAAUUGCUUCACCGUCUCAAGGGUUGAGUGACAAGACCAGAAGACCCCUCACAAACUAGUGAUCUUUUCCUGCGAACAGAAAUGCACAAAGCACUGCUAACAACCGUCUGUGUCGCCAUUCUACUCAUAUGCGGUAACCUGGCAAAACCCAACGGUCAGAAGAACAAAAAGAAGGACAAACAAGUGGUACCUGCGAUCGAAUGCGAUGUACGUGCAGGUAAGAUCAACCUCCCAGAGUUCAUUGCCAAAUGUCCCGCCAACUGCAAGGAGACUAAGCAGAGGGUGUACGGCACGGGGGUGUUUGCCUCCAUUUCCAGCAUCUGCAACGCUGCUAUCCACAGUGGUGUCAUUACUAAUGGCGGAGGCAAGGUGAUUGUGAGGAAGAUGGCUGGGCAGGCGUCUUACAAAGGAAGCCUGGCCAAUGGCAUUCGCUCUCUGUCUCUUCCCAACUGGAGGGAAUCCUUCACUGUUGCCGUGGGCAAGCCUAAGAAGGGUGUGAUAUACCCCACCAGUUUGGACUACGGCCCAUCCAAACCCACAACAGUGAAAACCGUCCAGAAGGAAGCCAAAGCAGCGCAGGCCUCUUCCGCGUUGCCAGCGACAACGGUGGCUGAACCAGCCACGACAGCUGACGUGGAGCCAACUACCACCGUUGUUGCUGAGACCAUGCCUCCGACCACACCAAUGGCCACCACCACUACUACCGCCCCCACGACCACAUCAACCACCACCACCACCACCACCACCACAGCCAAACCACGGCCCGCUGUGCAUAAAGUCAGAGAUGCGGACAGUAUCCACCCCUACUAUGCCUCUUUAGCAGCCGCCAGUUCAAGACAGUCACAGACUCAGAGUGGUCAUGGAAAAUCCCAAGCAUUCAGAGGGAGCUCGGCCAUUGCAAAUAGGUUUUCACCUCGGCCAAACGCAGGUCUGAGAAGGCCUGAACCCGGCUCUGCCGUCCGGAGACAACCACCCCCAUCUGGGCCAGUGUUUGCUAGGAGAGAUUGGCCUCCUUAUGCUUACCCUCGGCCCGAGUGGUACCCCAGAACCAGGAGACCCACAGAUAACUACUCUCCAGACAUGGGCUAUUCUUGGACUGAGGUGGAUGCAAUGGAAAACACAGGCACUGAGGCAGAUGCCGGGCGUAAAUCAUUCCCUGAGAUGACACACACCAGGGUGGAGCCGCUGGAUGCCUGGAGGACUGAUCUAUCCCCAUAUGAUCAAGGCCUCAAUGUACGCGAGCAGGACUCCUUGCCCAUAGCCCCUGAGCCCGUCUCCCAGGGAGAUCCAAACUGUAAAGUGGACAUUGCCUUCCUGAUGGAUGGCAGCUGGAGCAUUGGGAAGAGGCGAUUUAAGAUCCAGAAGGACUUCCUGGUAGAUGUGUCCCAAGCGUUGGAUGUUGGUUUGGCUGGUCCCAUAAUGGGAAUCAUCCAGUAUGGAGAUGACCCGGUGACAGAGUUUAGCCUGAGGGCCUACUCCAGCUCCCGGGAGCUUAAGCCAGCUGUGGACAAGAUUACCCAGAAGGGAGGCCAGUCCAACGUGGGUAAGGCCCUGUCCUACAUCAACAAGCACUACUUCAGUGAUGCCAACGGCAACCGUGGCGGUGCGCCCAACGUGGCGGUGGUGCUGGUGGACGGCUGGCCAACUGACAAGGUGGAGGAGGCCUCGCGGCUCGCCAGGGAAUCAGGAAUCAACAUCUUCUUUGUCACCAUCGAAGGCCCAGAUGAGAACGAGAAGGAAAACGUGGUGGAGCCUAACUUUGUGGAUAAGGCUGUGUGCCGGACCAAUGGCUACUACUCGAUGUCGGUCCCCAGCUGGUUUGGGCUGCGCAAGGCCGUGCAGCCGCUCGUCAAGCGCGUGUGCGACACGGACCGGCUGAUGUGCAGCAAGACCUGCCUGAACGCCAACGACAUCGCCUUCGUCAUCGACGGCUCCAGCAGCGUGGGCACGGGCAACUUCCGCACCGUGCUGCAGUUCGUGGCCAACGUGACGCGGGAGUUCGAGAUCUCCGACACGGACACGCGCGUGGGCGCCGUGCAGUACACCUACGAGCAGCGGCUGGAGUUUGCGUUCGGCCAGUACAACGCCAAGUCGGAGCUGCUCAACGCCAUCAAGCGCAUCAACUACUGGAGCGGGGGCACCAGCACGGGGGCCGCCAUCACAUACGCCGCCGAGCAGCUCUUCAGCAAGUCCAAACCCAACAAGCGCAAGAUCAUGAUCGUCAUCACCGACGGACGCUCCUACGACGACGUCAGGGCGCCAGCGCUGGCUGUACAUCGAAAAGGUGUAAUCGCGUACUCCAUUGGCAUCGCGUGGGCCGCACAGGAUGAGCUGGAGUACAUCGCCACAGAUCCGGACAAGGAGCACUCCUUCUUUGUGGACGAGUUUGACAACCUGUACAAGUUUGUGCCCAAGAUCAUACAAAACAUCUGCCAGGAGUUCAACUCUCAACCCCGGAACUGAGCACAGAGGGGCAUACUAAGAAGCU
Engraulis encrasicolus (European anchovy) is the source of this 2666-nucleotide messenger RNA. It is a transcript of the gene vit, whose product is annotated as vitrin. The transcript has 21 exons. Gene Ontology annotation, biological process: extracellular matrix organization; positive regulation of cell-substrate adhesion. The coding region runs from base 260 to 2641 and encodes 793 amino acids. The record is from RefSeq and is a predicted model, not a curated record. Lineage: Eukaryota; Metazoa; Chordata; Actinopteri; Clupeiformes; Engraulidae.